CCUGGAAGCAUGGCGGGCCGCAAAGCUGCCAUCAAGGCCAUUGACUGGGCAGCCUUCGCCGAGAGGGUGCCCCCCAACCAGAGGGCCAUGUUCAACGCCCUGAAGACCCGCAGCGACGCGCUGUCGGCCCGGUUGGCUGCCCUGCCGGAGAAACCCCCGACCAUCGACUGGGCCCACUACAGGGCUACUGUUGCUAAAGCUGGCAUGGUGGAUGAUUUUCAGAAGAAGUUCAGUGCACUAAAGGUUCCUGAGCCAGUCGAUACACAAACUGCCAAAAUUGAUGCCCAAGAGCAGGAAGCUGCAAAGAGCACGGCUGAAUAUGUGCAGGCUUCCAAAGCUCGUAUUGUCCAGUAUGAGCAGCAACUUCAGAAGCUCAGAAGCAUGAUUCCCUUUGAACAGAUGACGUUUGAAGACUUACAUGAAGCCUUCCCUGAAACCAGACUGGACAAGGAGAAAUAUCCAUACUGGCCCCACAAACCGAUUGCUGAUCUGUAAACUUGUCUGGAAGCAGUUUGUCUAACGACUGUCAGACUCUUAUGAUCUUUUAAAUAAAGUACUUUCCCUCCUGUC
This is a messenger RNA of Gymnogyps californianus (California condor), 570 nucleotides long. RefSeq names its product ATP synthase peripheral stalk subunit d (gene ATP5PD). Gene Ontology annotation, biological process: proton motive force-driven ATP synthesis. The record is from RefSeq and is a predicted model, not a curated record. Lineage: Eukaryota; Metazoa; Chordata; Aves; Accipitriformes; Cathartidae. Gene Ontology annotation, molecular function: proton transmembrane transporter activity. The transcript is spliced from 5 exons. The coding region runs from base 10 to 495 and encodes 161 amino acids.